Molecule: messenger RNA, 755 nt
Organism: Eleginops maclovinus (Patagonian blennie)
Lineage: Eukaryota; Metazoa; Chordata; Actinopteri; Perciformes; Eleginopidae
Gene: s100t
Product: S100 calcium binding protein T
Exons: 2
Coding region: 1-402 (133 amino acids)
Cellular component (GO): cytoplasm
Molecular function (GO): transition metal ion binding; calcium-dependent protein binding; calcium ion binding
Source: RefSeq, a predicted model, not a curated record
AUGCUUCAAAUCCUUUCAGACAGGACAUGGACUUCUCUUGACUCCUCUAACCCUCCUUCUUUCCUGUCCUUUUCCAGAAUGUCUUUGCCCAACUCAGAGAACGCCUCCACCCUGGAGAACGCCAUGCAGCUCUUGAUCCAGACCUUCCAUAAGUACUCCGGAAACGAGGGGGAUAAAUACACACUGAGCAGGGCUGAGCUCAAAGAGAUGCUUACCGCAGAGCUCGGCAACUACCUGGGGAACGCCCAGGAUAAGGAGGCAGUGGACAAGGUAAUGGGAGACCUGGAUUCCAACAAUGACGGAGAGGUAGAUUUCACUGAGUUCAUUAUACUGGUUGGAGCUCUUACUGUGGCCUGUAACGACUUCUUCCUGGAGUACAAUGACAAGCCGACGAAUAAGUGAACACGCCCUUUGCACAAGGACGUCCAUUCUGCAAACCCCAAAAGCUCCAGGGAGGAAACGGACAGGAGAGAAGGACAUCCUGUCAUGGACUUCACAAUCACAAAUACACAAACACAUUAUCACACAUUAAAUGAUAGUUACUAGUAGACAUGUUGGGUGUUUGUGUAUUUGUCUGCAAUGUCCAAUCAAUCCAUUACUUACAGUAUUUAUUGCAAAUGUGAACAUCUGGAGAGUUUAAGUCCAUUUCAGCACCUGUCAUUGUUGAAUUGAGAAUAUAUCUCUCUUUCUUUUUUCUGUUCGUGUAUUUUUUUAACACAUUCAAAGCAAAGGAAAAUCUCCCUGGAAAGAAUAAA